AUGCAUCAGGAAACCUUGACUGCAAGCUGCCAAGCUGGUUGUUUUUCCCCUUCAUCUCAGCAGCUGAUUCUCGUGAUUCUCAAUACGACCAUUACAAGGCCAUCUCGAGCCCUCUCCCCUGUUCCGCCUCCAUUCCAAUUUCCGGUCCCACCUGCUUCUCCAGCGACAAGGAUUCAUUCACUCGCGUUACGCGUAUCGCAAUUGGGAAUCGGGAGCCGCAAUGCUGCAAUUCAGACGGAUCCUGCUCCGUCAGUGGCAUGCGAGAGCAGCACGCCAUCUGUUUACUCAUUCGUAUUGCUUUCUUUGCUACUUCUUGAUAUUGACCCAUGCGAAACACAUUACGAAGGUGCGGGUCCAGGUCGAUAUGGGCCAGAACUACGAAGCAGACCCACGAACACAACUCAUGACCCAACGACCAAGGAAUCCCACGAAAAAAAAGAACCUUCGCUUUUGAAAGUCCUGUGCUUCAGAACUUAUGGACAGGACACUACUGCGGUUUGGCUAUGAUACAUUACAGUUUUCCAAAAAAAAAACAAAAAAAAAGACAAAGAAACAUGUUUCAUCGUCGUGGUGCUGCUUCCUCCAAUGCUUAUUCUUCUUCUUCGGCCCUGUACGCAAGGAUUGAGAUUGCGAUCCCAGAGACAUCCCACCACAACUUUUCUUAAGCCUUCGGAGUGGUGGCAUUGCGGCAGUUCUGCGGGAGAAUGAUCAAGUCACCAGGGGCAGUCUUGCUGGGGUCAACGGUAGGGUUGAGAGCCUUGAUCUGUCCAACAGUGGCUUUGUAUUUCGUGGCCAAGUCGACGAAUAGGUCACCAGACUUGAUGAUGUAAGAGCCAACCGAGUCGCACCGGCUGUUUGGGCAAACUGUGAUUUUGAGUUGCUGGCCGACUUGGAUGAGAUCUGGGUUUGUGAUGUUGGGGUUGGCGGCGAGGAUGGAGGCGAGGGUGAUGUUGAAGUCCUUGGCGAUGGCGGUCAGAGUGUCACCGGAGCGGAUAUUGUAGGCGUUUGGAAGACCAGCGACGCACGUCGCGGUUGCGUUUGGUGAUGGUGGGGGAAGGCAAGUCGUGUUGUCUGGCUUGGUGCAGUUGAGUGGGAUCUGCAGGGCCUGGCCAUUAAGGAUGAAGUUCGGGUUCGUGAUCUUGUUGUACGCAGCAAUGUCACAAAUUCCGGAGCUGAAGUUCUUGGCGAUGGUCGUGAGACUGUCGCCGGACUUGACGGUGUAGUUGGUGAAGCCGGUAGCGCCGCAGAUGGUCUUGGUCACUGGAGAGCCAGAGCCAGAGCCAGAGCCAGAGCCAGAGCCGGAGCCGGAGCCGGAGCCAGAGCCAGAGCUGGAGCUGGAGCCAGAGCUGGAGCCAGAGCCAGAGCCAGAGCCAGAGCCAGAGCCAGAGCUGGAGCCGGAGCCAGAGCCAGAGCCAGAGCCAGAGCCAGUAGAGCCGUAUGGAUUUGGCGAGCCGUAGCCAGAGCCAGUAGAGCCGUAUGGAUUUGGUGAGCCGUAGCCAGCUGGACUUGAAGGCACUGUUGGUGUUAUUGGGCUCGGUGGAGUUCCGCCACUAGAGCCGUAGCUAGCGGGACUGGGAGGCAAUGAUGGGUUCACUGGGGUCGAUGGAGUAUCUCCAUAGCCAAGUGGAAUGGCAGGCUUUGAUGGGCUUACUGGAGUAAGAUUGGGUGGUGAUGAUGAACCAUAGCCAGCUGGACUGUCAGGGAUUGACGGGCUUGCUGGGCUCGGUGGAGUUCCGCCGUAGGUAGAGGGGCCGGAUGGGCUUGCUGGGCUCGGUGGAGUUCCGCCGUAUGUAGAGGGGCCGGAUGGGCUUUUUGGAUUCCCGUUAUCAUCACGGACCUUGACAACUGGGCCCGCGAAGACUGAGGCGCUGAAGAGCGCGGCGAUCAAAGUUGCAGUGUGCAUGGUGAUGAAGGUGAGCUCCGCUCGAUCGAAAGAAUAUGCCGAUAUGCCGGCAAGGAUUUAUUGCUGGUUGUCUUGUGCGAUUUUGCGUGAAUGAAGUGUGUUGUUGGUUAAUGAGUGACAGGUAACGAAUGAC
Molecule: messenger RNA, 2036 nt
Organism: Pseudocercospora fijiensis CIRAD86
Lineage: Eukaryota; Fungi; Ascomycota; Dothideomycetes; Mycosphaerellales; Mycosphaerellaceae
Exons: 5
Coding region: 1-507 (168 amino acids)
Source: RefSeq, a predicted model, not a curated record